Molecule: messenger RNA, 3024 nt
Organism: Carassius gibelio (silver crucian carp)
Lineage: Eukaryota; Metazoa; Chordata; Actinopteri; Cypriniformes; Cyprinidae
Gene: tent5ba
Product: terminal nucleotidyltransferase 5ba
Exons: 2
Coding region: 252-1433 (393 amino acids)
Biological process (GO): mRNA stabilization
Molecular function (GO): RNA binding; poly(A) RNA polymerase activity
Source: RefSeq, a predicted model, not a curated record
UCGUUUCUAGCAUAACUGCGAUAGUUAACGUUUGUCUUGGUCGUGCGCGGAUUGGGAAUAUUGAAUCACGAGCGCAGCUGGGUGACCGCACAAACCGCGUCGAUUUAUAUAACGAGUGCGACUGUGAAAUAACUGAGCUUUUCACAAACUUGUUUGCGUAGGAACUUCAUCUGUUUGGAGAGACAGAGGUAUCUGUGCGGGAGUAGACCAGAAGUUUUUGCCUUUUUAAGCUGGUUGUUCUUUCCAUCGCCAUGUCCUCCGGUGAUGUGUCGGAGCAGUGUCGGCGGUCUUGCGUGUUAUCUUGGGAGCAGGUGCAACGUUUGGACUCUAUUCUUGGCGAGACGGUUCCAGUUCACGGACGUGGAAACUUCCCGACGCUUUCGGUUCAGCCGCGACAGAUUGUUCAGGUGGUUCGAGCACGUUUGGAGGAGCGAGGCAUCACGGUUCGAGAUGUGAGGCUGAACGGCUCGGCUGCCAGUCAUGUUCUGCACCAGGACACGGGCCUCGGAUACAAGGACUUGGACCUGAUAUUUGGCGUUUCACUGUCAGAUGACCAGGCCUUCCGCGUGGUUAAGGAUGUGGUUCUUGACAGCCUGCUGGACUUCCUCCCCGAGGGGGUCAGCAAGGAGAGAAUCUCAGCCCUUACUCUGAAGGAGGCUUACGUACAGAAGUUGGUGAAGGUUUGCAACGACACCGACCGCUGGAGCCUCAUCUCGCUCUCCAACAACACCGGCAAGAAUGUUGAGCUUAAGUUUGUGGACUCUCUCAGGCGCCAGUUUGAGUUCAGCGUGGACUCCUUCCAGAUAGCCUUGGACUCCCUUCUUCUGUUCGACCGCUGCUCAGAGACGCCCAUGUCAGAGUGCUUUCACCCGACGGUGUUGGGCGAGAGCAUGUAUGGGGACUUCGAAGAAGCUCUCGGCCAUCUUUGCAACAAGGUCAUCGCUACAAGAAACCCAGAGGAGAUCCGAGGUGGAGGGCUUUUAAAAUACUGCCACCUUUUGGUGCGAGGGUUUCGGCCAACAUCGGAAACAGAGAUGAAAUCGCUCCAGCGGUACAUGUGCUCUCGAUUCUUCAUUGACUUUUCGGACAUAGGCGAACAGCAGAGAAAGCUGGAGGCGUACCUGCAGAAUCACUUUGCCGGAAUGGAGAACAAACGGUACGACUGUCUGGUCACGUUAUACCACGUGGUCAACGAGAGUACGGUGUGCUUGAUGGGACAUGAACGACGGCAGACAUUAAAUCUUAUUUCCAUGCUCGCGCUGAGGGUGCUGGCUGAACAGAACGCCAUCCCCACAGUUACCAACGUCACAUGCUAUUACCAGCCGGCGCCGUACGUGCGAGACAUCAACUUCAGUAACUACUACAUCGCUCACGUGCAGCCGCUGGUGCGCACCUGCAGUAGUUCCUAUCCGACGUGGCUGCCCUGCAACUGACCGUAUGAGUUCAGCCCUCGCAUCUUCCCAUGUGGUGAAGAAUAUAUGCAAACAAGUGAAUAUAUAAACUGUUUUUUUCCAAACGUUUAAGAGGAGCUUUUUCAAAACAAUGGCGAUUGUUUUUAUGGUAAAUGUGACCUAUAUAGAAUGACUGCUCACUGCUGUAUGUCUGAUUUGAGCCGAUCCUUGCAUAUUCUGUUCCGCAGAGUGGAUGAAGAUCUUUUUCACAUGUAGCAGGGGAAAAGUUUUUUUUUUUUUUCUCUUAAACUCAUUAUAGAUUCAGUUAAACUCUCGCAGGUUAUGUAAAUGGGAAAGAAAGCUACAUUCUGCGUUGUGAAGCUAUAUAUGUUUUUUUUUUUUUGGCCAGACUGGUUUCAAUCAAACUCUGUUUUGCAUCUUGGUUUUUUUUUUUUAAGGACCAAAGAUAUUUUAUUUUCGUCUUUAAAAAAGAAUGGAAUGUUUGCUGUUGUAAUUCCAAGUGCCUAAAAACAUUGUACAAAAAAAGUGAGACCUGUGCUUUCUUAAAACCAUUUUUUUCUGUCUCCUUGUUUAUUGUAAAACUCUAUUUUCAGGGAUGGAGGCAUGUAUUUCCAUGUGAUUAAAAAAAAAAGCACAAAACCCAUCUUCAUGUGUUCUAGAACUCUUUUACCUUUUGAAGCUGUUCUGGUCAAAUUUUGACAACCUAAUAUGUUAAUAUUCAAGCAUGUAUUUAUUUUCUCUUUUUGUGUUGGCAUUUUGGAAAAUAAUUUCAAAUGGUAAGGACUUUCUUUAUCAGUGGAACAUUAAUCAUGAGACAUAAGAGGUGAAAGUGGUCAAUGGUGAAACUGUAAGUGUAGCAGUGUUGUGGUCUGAAUGUGCGCUGACUCUUAAUCUGAGGAAAUGGAUCCAUUGCAGUUCCAGGACAUGAACCAUACGGAUCCUUUCUGGAGCACAAUGGUCUCUCUUUUAGUGUGACACUAAAGGUAACAGACAAAGGCUGUUUCUGCCCCUGGAGAAAGAAUCCUAUUUCCUUUCAUAAUGGCAUAUCCAUGUCAUUGUUUUUGUAAACAUCAAGGAGCUGGUUUUGUGAUGUAAGCUACCAGAUCUAGGGAUGUGAUGAUAAAAGCAAUUACUACUGAUUAGUAGACUAAUAUUUACUAUAAUGUAAAAUUUUGUGAAUUGCUUUAAGUUUAAAUAGUUGAAAUAGACUUAAAUAUUUAAUUGUAAUGUUGUCGUUGCGACCGAUUCAUUCUUUGGUUCUGGUUCAUUCUUCAGUUUUCUUGGGAUGAUAGUGUAAUAGUUUUUGUAAGGGGUGAUCCAUGAAUUCUCCUUUCACCAUUGUGCUCUUCAGCCUUUUUGUGCCAUUGCCCUUUGGGAAUCAAUACAUAAAGUAUCUGUUUAGAAACUCUAGAAGAGAAUUUCUCUUCCACACAAACUUUAGGAGUGUAUGAGUAUAAGGAUGUUUUUUUUUAUUAAGGGCUCUUGGACUGACUUAUGUUCUUGCAAUUCUGAGUGAAAAAGCAUCUUUAAAAAUAUUAUGGCCUGUUUUCUGACAGCAUGUAUUUUUAUGAAUUGAAUAAAUUCAAAAGAUGAAUAAAUAUGAAGUAUUUAA